CCCUCACUCAGCGAGUGACGCAGAAACGGCGUGAUUUCGGUUCAGCAGUUUGUCAGCGGAUAUGCAGCUGAAAGGGGUGCUUCUUUUGGCCUUCUACGGGCUGCUUUGCCUUUCGCACCUGGCGCAAGCCAAUAGGAAGGACAGGCAUCACAAAAAUUUUAGAGAUGAGGACGUUGAGAACGUGGAACUAGAACCCGAGAUCAAAACGGCGGCAUCUCUAAGCCACGCAAUGUUGCAACAACUUACUGAUGCUGUUAGGUCGCUUUUACCCGUCAAAGACCAAAUUUCAAGUCAGCAAGCAAAAAUUGACCAAAUUUAUGACGUAUCACUAGAGGCAAAGAAAUAUUUGGAGAGUUCUAAGAAAAACGAAAGUGAAAUCGAACAGAUGCGAUCGGAAAUUUCUCGAAUGGCGAGGAAAGUGUCAACCACCGACACUGAAUGCUCAGAAUCGCUUGAGUACUGCAGGCUGAACAUGAAAAACGCUCUGGCUGAACUCAGACAAAGAUGCGACUCUGACGUAGAAGCGGUCGAGCGCAAGUGGCAGGACAAAAUGCAGCAACUGAGUUUCCAGCAGGGUGGCCAGAUCAGCGAGUUUCAACAGGGGUGCGAGGCCCAAACGAUCAGUCUCCAGACGCAGUGCUUCACCAAGAUGAUGGACCUGAGCACCGAGGCGGACAAAACGAUCGCCGUGUUGAAAGCCGAGAAUGAAAAGCUGCAGGCGCAAAUUGCCGAGUUGAAUGAAAAACUGGGCAAGUGCGUUCCGGAAAAGAGCGACUUUGAUUACAAGGGCAACGUGGCCAAGUCGGCUAAGGGUUUGGAAUUUGAAAAAGUGCCCAAACCUACAAGUUCGCCCGAAAAGGCUGACUGUGAGGGCUUCUCUGAACCAUCAGCACCAGUUUCUCCUACCCUAACUGAAAGUGGAAUGAAUGUUGGAAACAAUAAGCAAUACAUAAUUGGUGAAAGAAAGGUAACUUGGGAAGAAGCAAACGAACUUUGUCGCGCAAAGGGCAUGUGGCUGCUGACCCAGGAGACGGAGAAGGACAAGCACCUGCUCAACAUUCACAUCCAGAAAAUCAUUGGCACCCAGCCAGCCACUUUCUGGAUGUCUGCCCGCAAGGAGGAGGGCGAGACAUGGUUCAUGUGGCAAUGUUUCACCACCAGCCAGAGGCCCUGGCGUCACACCCAGGUUCCGAAGACGGACCAGAGGUGCGCCUACGUCACCUACCAGAAGGGAGGCAAGGGUGUCUGGGCUGACGACCCCUGCGAAGACACCCACAGGUAUAUCUGCCAAAAGAUGGUGCACUGAAGAACAAGUUUGAUUCAGCUCAAAUAAUUUUGAUCCACAAAUUAUUGGAUGUAUUCUUAAGGUUGCAGUUUAAAUAAAAACCACAACGAUUUUUGUGAAUAUCAGAAAUAAAAUUUUAUUAAUUGAA
Molecule: messenger RNA, 1433 nt
Organism: Neocloeon triangulifer
Lineage: Eukaryota; Metazoa; Arthropoda; Insecta; Ephemeroptera; Baetidae
Exons: 10
Coding region: 62-1306 (414 amino acids)
Biological process (GO): biological process involved in interspecies interaction between organisms
Cellular component (GO): external side of plasma membrane
Molecular function (GO): carbohydrate binding
Source: RefSeq, a predicted model, not a curated record